AUGUCUUCCUCAUCACCAUCAUCGUCUUCUUUUUCUUCUUCUUCUUCACCUUCAAUCCCAGAUGACACCACCAACCAUGGCAAUAAUAAUAAUAAUAGUGGUGGUGGCGAUUCUGAUCCUGGCCCUAGUACUAGUCGACGAAGAAGACGACGUCCUAUGAAUGAGGUUUUGCCUGAACCUUUUCUUGAAGCUUUAGCCAUCCAAAUAGCCAUUGAAGCUUCUCACACUCAUGGACGUCUGGCGGCUGCUCCUUCCAUUGCCAAUCUCUUUCAGGUUUGUUCUACAUGGCGAGCCAUUUCGCGCUCGGAUCACCUGUGGCAGCGGCUUACCCAAAGCAUAUGGCGUCGAACCCAUAGAAUAUUCGACACGUGGCAUGAGGAGUUCAAUUUUUGGCAUCGAACGGCAAGCAAUUUCGUCACAGGCAGAUACGCCCACACCUCCCUACGCUGUCCUUUUGACUUAGACCGACCCCAUCUAUGCCGUUGCCUCACACUCUCCGACAACCACCUUGCUUGUGGAUUCGCCGACGGCACCGUCCGCCUCUACGAUCUCCAAACACGCGCCCAUGUCAUCACCUUCCGGCCCCACCACGUGGACGUGUUAGGUCCUUUCUCAAGAUCCGUGUCCGGAAUCAUCAUCACAAACUCCACACUGGUCUUUGCCACACUGGACGGAAACAUCUAUGCUGCAGACAUCAACGGGCCACCCGAUACCCACAUGGCCCGACCCGGAGACGUUCUGAACAACGGCGUCUUGGUGGAGUUUGCUGGCAGCGGGCGGUGGUGGGUGGGCCUUUUCGCAGGCGUCCCUCGCCGAGCAUUCCGUGUCUGGGACGCGCGUGGCGAACAACCCGAUUACAUUGGUGGGUCCUUGACCGACCCGGAUUCCGUCCAGGGCUGGCACAUGCUGACUGAUGUAACUGAACCAGUCGGUCGCUUGCGUGUCACCACUCGCGAGCUGGCCGUGGCAUGCACGCGUUCGAGACUCGUAGUUUUCGACUUGAGGAACCCAGGGGUUUUAUUGCGUGAGCUUGUGUCCAGAGUGGGCUUCAUUGUGACCUCGCUGGACGUGAGCCACGAGGCGUUCGUUAUCGUGGAGAGUAGGGGUCGUGCUAGAGUGCGCCGGGCGAGCACCUUCGAGCCUGAAUGUGAAGAAUUUAUGGUGACGGGAACGCCGCUGAGGGGGAUGAUCGGAUGCAUGAACUUGGGUUACGUGCUAAUAUGCGCCGGUGGUCAUGUUAGACUGUGGGACGUAGAGCCUGGAGAGGCACAUCUGGGCUUGACCAUAAACGAAAGAAUAGGAUCGGGUAUGGCAAUGGCUGCCAACGACAGACACGUGGUGGUGUCAUGUAGAGACACGUCAAUACACCUCUGGGAUUUUGGUGUACAGUAGUGACUGGGUUGGCUCAUUGUCCGAAGGAUAUAAAUGUUGU
Messenger RNA from Prosopis cineraria, 1432 nucleotides. Its product is annotated as transcriptional regulator STERILE APETALA-like. Bases 1 to 1392 code for a protein of 463 amino acids. The record is from RefSeq and is a predicted model, not a curated record. Gene Ontology annotation, molecular function: protein binding. NCBI's taxonomy places the organism in Eukaryota, Viridiplantae, Streptophyta, Magnoliopsida, Fabales, Fabaceae. The transcript has 2 exons. Gene Ontology annotation, cellular component: preribosome, large subunit precursor.